Microplitis mediator is the source of this 4505-nucleotide messenger RNA. It is a transcript of the gene smg, whose product is annotated as protein Smaug. Gene Ontology annotation, molecular function: protein binding; mRNA binding; translation repressor activity. Gene Ontology annotation, biological process: regulation of DNA-templated transcription; regulation of mRNA stability; negative regulation of translation. Gene Ontology annotation, cellular component: P-body. Bases 379 to 2256 code for a protein of 625 amino acids. NCBI's taxonomy places the organism in Eukaryota, Metazoa, Arthropoda, Insecta, Hymenoptera, Braconidae. The record is from RefSeq and is a predicted model, not a curated record. The transcript has 6 exons.
GUGCGUUUGGUGUAUACAUGUGCGUGUAUUUUGUGUCGUCGGUUUAACACUACGACAGCAGACGGGUUGUUAGUCGUCGUCGAGUCGUCAUCAUCGUAUCAUUUAAUAUUAAACUGACGCCUACUGCUUCUAAUAUAACAUAAAAAUAUCGGAUAAUAAAAUCAUUAAAUUCAUUUGUGAUUAUUGUCAGUACUAUUAUUAUUAUUACAUUUUUUUUUAACACACAAUUAAAUGCAUUGUCUUACUCAAUGACAUAUUGUCGGCGAGGUGAAACAAGAGCGCGAGACGAGGAAAAUUUGUAAAAUUUCAUCCAAGGACGUCAGGACGUAAAGAAUAAUAAUAAAUACUUGGUACUCAAGUACGGAUAAACUACUAAAUAUGAAGUGGGCACCGGGUGCAUUAUUUUGCGAGCAAGUUGGCGAACUUACUCGUGUAUUUUCACAGUGGAAUGAGUGUGAACAAACAGUUGUACUGUACGCUCUUUUACGCCGAAUACCAGCAGUACAAGCACGAUUUUUGGCACAAGCAGUACAGCAUUCGCUUCAUGCAUUAUCUGAACUCGAUACGCAAGAGCUUAAUGCCAACAAUCCAGCUUUCAUCAAUUCCCUGCUGUCAGAGUCAACUGAAGUUGCGAUAAAUCAACUACUAGCUCAUCUGCCACUUUUACGACCUGGUAAUGUUGAAUGUAAGCAAUGUUAUCUUGUGGCUAUUCCUGAAUUAGUAAGCCACUGUGUUAGCACUGGACAAUUUACUGAACAAACUCAACAACUAUUGAGUUAUACAUUAAUACAUCCAGCAAUAACAAGCCAGGAUCGUAGAUCAUUAACCCAGUGGUUAAAACAUUUAGAAGAAAGAAUAACCGGUACUCCACCUAUUCAUAGUUUAGAAGAGUACACUAAUCCAUCAAACAAAUGGGAGAUCACGUGGAGUAGAGGAGGAGAGACCAGAAGUUCAAAACAACAUCAACAGCAUCCUAAUAAAGCAUCACAUUUGUUUACUGGUAAUGGUGGCAGUGGUGGCGGACAGUCGGGCAAUAAUACAUUUAAUGUACAAUUUCCACCGCAAAUUAUUCGUCAGCGAAGAUCAAACAGUUUAACACCACCAGUUGCACCACCUCAUCAUCUAGAAGUUGCUGAACGUACUAAUAAUACUCAUAAUAGUACCAGACACAAACCACGUAGUUUCAGUGUGUCUGGUGAUAACUCCAGCGGUCUUAUUGGUUUGGGUCCUCUCAGUCCCCAGAGUUCGUGUACCAGCAGCGGCAGCGAGGGACGCUUGGAUGAAGCAUCGAGUCGUCCACUCAGCAGCGGAAUGCGCGAUGUACCGCGUUGGUUAAAAACACUACGCUUACAUAAAUAUAGCUAUCUUUUUACGACGAUGAGUUACGAUGAGAUGUUGCAAUUAACAGAAGAUCAAUUAGCUGAACAAGGUGUCACCAAAGGUGCACGUCAUAAAUUAGCAUUGUCAAUUAGCAAAUUGCAACAACGUUACUCGACUCUUGUUAAAUUAGAAAAAGAAUUAUUGACACCGAUUGAUACCCUUGAAACUUUUGGUGACGGACCAGCUCUGUUACUUGUUUCUACUCUCGACGAACUUAAUACGAUUCUUAUGACACCCCUAAAACCAAGUCAGGAAGAUGAUCCCCAGGAUAUUCCAGCACAGUUUACUAAAGUUAUUGGCAAAUUAUGUAGCAGAUUGGUAUUGGAUAUGAUUGAUGAACAGAUUCUCGUCGGCUGCAUUAAUGUUCUAGAAAAAGUUCUUCAACAUGAUUGUUUCACUCCAAAUCAGAAAGAGAAGGUACAACAGUGGCGCAGUCGAUUGGGAAACCCACGACCUACACCAAAGUGGGCUUAUGGAAAUUACAGCAAUAGACGAUUUUACAUAAAUCCGCACACUAAAAAACCCAGUAUCUACAGAGCUCCAGUUCAUGAUAAUCACUUACAAAAUAAUAAGUUUAUGACAAGUUCACACAGAAAUAGUAUUUCAACACCGUACUUACAGAAUAAUCAUAAUCAUGGAAUUAAUUCGAAUAUUUUACGAACAAUUCAUGUUGCUGAAAAACGACCGAGCUUACAAGAAAAUAGUUUAGAGCAAUUGCAAAAAACUCUACAACGUACAUUUAGUGCGCCGCGUGAUCACUUUCUCAGUCAAAAUAACACAUCAUUAGAAACGACCGAGCCAGAAAUAAAUUCAAGACUUGAAUCACUGUGUAUACGUAUGACUGAGCAAGCUAUUGGCAAUUUCGGUGAGGCUUAAUUUAUUUUCAUCAUUUUUUUCUUUUCAACUUCACCAAUCCAUCUCGCUAUUCUAUUUUACUAUACCGUAUGCAUAUAUAUAUUGAUAUAUAUAUGUAAAAAAAAAAAAUAAGAAAAACUAGUAGUUAAAAUUGACACGGGACAAGUGCCCUCGUUAGCCGUAAUUUUCGGGGAUUAUAUAGAAGCAUCGACAAUUUUAAUUCAUAAAAGAAAUAAAAAUAAACAGAAUAUGCAUAUAUAUUCAUAUAUAUGUAUGUAUAUUCAUAUAUAAUAACAAGCAUUGACUAAUUAAUUUUUCUCUGAUGAAUUUGUAAAUCAUAUUUUAACAGUCAUUGCAAUUGUAUUAUUUAUAAUUAAAAGAAAAAAAACUGACAGAAUUUGGCAAGCCAAAUGCUAAUGAAAGAUUGACUCUUUCCGCUAACUUUUACUUCUAUAUUAAUUAAUUAAUUAAAAAAAAAAUAAAUAAAAAUAUAUAUUGUAUACUACGAUAGAAUUUGAUAAAAAUUCGUAGUGAGAAAGAAGAAUAAAAAUACUGUAAUUAAAACGCGAUUGUUUACUUGAUGAAUGUAAACGAUAAUUAAAGAAAAAUAAUAGUAAUAUUAAUAAUAAAUGAUUAAUGUAAUGAAGUAAACAAAUUACGCGUUAUUUGCAAUAUUUUAUGUUAUCCAUUUCAGGAAAUGGAGUUCUUCUUAUUUUAAAACAUCAAUCAAGCAUUAUAUGCGUUGUAAUUUUUUUCUUUUAUCGACUGAUUUAUAAAUAGUAAAUAUUUUUUUUUUAACAGUUCCGUCAAACAGAACUUAGCAAUUGAUUUUUUUUUAAUUAAAUUAUAAUCGAAUCAAAUUAUUUUAUAAUUAUUUUAAAAAUUUAAAUUAAAAUUAAUUUUCAAACUGAUUUAUAAUAACAGAAAUUAUUUGUUGCAUGAUAUAAUUGAGUUGCGUAAAUAUUUAUUUUUUAUUUGUUUUGAUAAUCUCACAAACAUCACUUAUAUAAAGAUGAAUUUUUUCUGCGUAUACAAACAUAGCGAACUAUAUACACAAUUAUCUUUAUAAUUAAUUAAAUCUUAACAAAAUUAUUAAUACAAAUUUUUAACAAAUAAAAAUAUUAUUUUAAUAUCUCGGUGGCAGUAUAGUAAGACUAAAGACCGCUCUAUAUACGUAAUUCCAUAUUUUUUAUUAGAGUAAUAUUAUUUCAUAACAAUUAUCACUAGUAUCAUUAAUUCGUUAUAAAUUACAAUCAUUAAUUUUUAAUUAAUAUUAAUAUAAUGAAUUAUUAUUUGGUUUUAAAAACAAAAAAAAAACAAAUCGAUUAUUUUUGUUUGCGAAUAUUUAUAUAUAUAUUAGAGUGGUCGUUAAAAAUAAAAUUUUCUCAGACGCCCCAUAAAAAGCUUUUUUUUAAUGAAAAAAUAAGUGGGGAAUUUGGUUUUUUCUUUUCAAGAAAAAAGAACACGUGCCUCAAGACGAUCAAAGUUCAUUUCUCGAUACAUUCGUGGUUUUUUUUAAAUAUCUCAUGAAAUAUGCAGAUUGAAGAAGAAAACCAUAGAAACAAUUUUGUAGGAAAUUAAAUUUGUGACAAAAAAGGUUACAUUCAUUUUUUCUAUAAAAUGUGUAUUUAUAAAGAUAUUUUUAAAAAACUCCUUUAGAUCUUACGAAUUGAGCGUUUUAAGGAUUACAAAUGUUGAAAAUGAUUUUUUUCUAAGUAUAUAGAAACAAUGAAAAGAAUUGAUGAUUGAUAUGUUAUGAGUGACGAAGUUGUCUAUAUUCAAGAAAAACAUGAUUUUUGACAUUCGUAAUCUUUAAAAUGCUCAAUUGAUAAGAUCUUAGAAAGUUUUUUUAAAAUAUCUUCAUAAAUACACAUUUUAUAAAAAAAAUUAACAUGACCUUUUUUGUCAAGAAUUUAAUUUCCUACAAAAUUGUUCCUAUGAUUUUUUCCUUUAGUCUGCAUAUUUCAUGAGAUAUUUUAAAAAAACCGCGAUUGUAUCGAGAAAUGAACUUUGAUCGUCUUGAGGCACGUGUUCUUUUUACUUAAAAAAAAGAAACCAAAUUCUCCACGUAUUUGUUCAUUAAAUAAAGUUUUUUAUAGGGCGUCCGAGAAAAUUUCAUUUUUAACGACCUCUCUAAUAUAUAUAAAUUGCAAACAGUUACAAGGUAUAUUGAAAAGUAAUAUGAGUGCAAGUCGCAAUAAAUGUACUAAUUAUUUUUUAAUUACCUGUCAUUUUUCACAAUACAAAUAAAAAAAAAUUUAAAACAUAAA